AUGGUUUUCACGAAUUUUCUUUAGUUGAGAGAAAAUCGUCGCCUAGUCAACGUCGUCUUCUAAAUUCGAAAGCACCAAAAUAAUUUUUAAUAAUCUAGCCAAUCCGAACGAAUGCAGACUACAAUUAUACCUAUUUUGGGACUAAUCGAAAAUAUCAAGACUUAGGAGCAAAACGAAAAACCGAAUAUUCAGCGGACUGUGUGCCAAAUUUGCAACAAAGCAACAUCUUUAAAUUUAGCCAAACAGAAGCAGAGGCAGCAGUAGCAGCGGCAGUUUUUUUUAACAAAUUGUCCUAGUAUCUGUGGCGCAUUAGAGCGUAAAAUUUCAGAAUCUAUAGAUUCUGACAAAUUAAAAAUAUAUACCACCGCAGUAGUAGCAGCAGAUAUAUCGAAAACUUUUCAAGUCUCAUCCACGCAAAGGGAGGAACGUAAAUGGCUCAACCUCAGUUACUGCAAAUCAAGCUGUCGCGCUUCGACGCCCAGCCUUGGGGCUUUCGAUUGCAGGGUGGCGUUGAUUUUGCCACACCGCUGGUCGUGCAAAAGGUCAACGGCGGCAGCUUGGCGGAGAGCGCUGGUCUCAUCCCUGGAGAUGCUGUGCUAAAAAUCAACGAUGUGGAUGUUUAUAAUUUGCGCCACAAAGAAGCUCAGGACGUUGUUGUGCGCUCCGGAAACAACUUCGUUUUGACUGUCCAAAGGGGAGGCUCAACUUGGCGCCCACACAUUGCGCCAACAGGCAAUCUACCUCAGCCGCAGCAGAACUCCCCGUAUUUGCAAACAGUGACGAAAACUUCUCUAGCUCACAAACAGCAGGAAGGACAACAUAUUGGCUGUGGAUACAACAACGCUGCCCGUCCAUUCGCCAAUGGCGGCGAUGGCAGCGUCAAGAGUAUCGUCAAUAAACAAUACAACACCCCGGUCGGCAUUUAUAGCGAUGAAUCUAUAGCGGAAACCCUUUCAGCUCAGGCUGAAGUUCUGGCAGGCGGCGUUCUAGGUGUCAACUUUAAGAAAAACGAAAAGGAAUAUCAAGCUGACAAGUCGGAGGUUCUGAAGUUCCUACGUGAGGAAGAAACUGGACACUCGACUCCAGAACCACCAGCUCCGGCAAAUUUCUAUUGGACUCAAAGCCACGCCAUUGGCGGCAAUGAACGGCGUACUCCGCUAUCGCAUCAACACCAACAACAUUCACAGCAGGAGCAACCGCAGGAUGAACGCGUGGAAGCAAAGUCGCUUCAAAGCAACGCGGCCACAAAUGAACCGUCACGACCAGGCCAAGCGUCCAAAGAGGCAGCGACACCCGCUGAAUCCGUUGAUCCUCGAGUCAUCAUAAUGCCCGUAUGUCCAGCACUACAGGGACCGGAAUACAAAGCGGAAUUGGAAGCGGCAGCGGCUGCACUGCAGCACGAUGCUGGCCCGCGGCCCUUGUCCGCCAGCGGACAUCCGGCGUGUGCAUUGUGCGGCGUCGGCAUUGUUGGCGUGUUUGUGCGCAUCAAGGACAAGAAUCUGCAUGUGGAAUGCUUCAAGUGUGCCACUUGCGGCACCUCAUUGAAGAACCAGGGCUACUACAACUUCAAUAACAAGCUCUAUUGCGAUAUCCACGCCAAGCUUGCUGCUAUGCAGCAUCCACCAUCCGGCACCGAAGGAUAUGUGCCCGUGCCAAUUAAGCCGAACACCAAAUUGAGUGCCAACACCAUCUCGUCCGCAUUGAAUGCUCACGGCUUUAGCGACAUACCCUACUCUAAUGGCGGAAGUGCCAAGCCAUCUCCUGUUCCGGGAGCACAGCUUCACGAAUGGACCGAUGCAAAUAAAGAGGACAAUACUGACUUACCACUGCCACCGCCUCCCUCGCCCACCUUGCUGCAACAGCUAGAAAUCGAUAGCCAAUGCCGUGGCUAUAUUGACGAUAACACAACCGACACGAAGCAACAAUUACAACACACACGCACAAAUAGCAGCAGCCUCUCAACGCUUUCGAAUACUUCCAAUAGCCCGUCCAUGUCAUCGGAAGCACAUUCAAUUCACAAUCUAGCCAUUGUAGAGGGUAUAGAGGGAACGCCACCAACGUCAAUGGCAGGAUCCGCCGUUGCAGUGGAUGAAAAGUCCAGUGGUUACGCUUCUACUACGUCGUUGCAUUCUCGUCAAACCUCAUCGUCGUCUUCUUCAGUGUGUGGCAUUAGCAGAGACGCGGAUAUUAGUUCACUGUCGUCACCACCUCCGCCCCCACCGCUACCGCCGUCUCUACCAAUACAGAUGAUUCAACAGCCGCAUCGGCAACAAAAUGAAAAUGAUAUGAAUUCACAAAAUCAGUAUGGCAAUGGCGGUGGUUUAGCGGGGAGUGGUGUUGGUAGCAAAAAUUCACCGUCAGGUGGAGUUUACAGCAAAUUUUUGAAGGAGUAUUCCAACAAGUUGCUAACACACAGCAAUAACAAUAAAACACAAACAAAUCCGCUAUUUCUUGACAAUUCCCCAAACAACAGUUCCAAUAGUAAAAACUCAAACAAAACUAUCGUUACAAAUAACAGUCAGAAUCGCUUAAAUGACACCGCCCCACCAUACCAACCAACAACACAGAUAUCAGCGGUCGCUCAUCCACAAUCAAUUCAAAACUUAGACUCAACAAGCACAACCACAGCCGCAGUCGCAGUUACAUCCUCAGCCACAGCCACAGCAACAGCAAAGUCAAAAACCACACACCCUUCGGUUGUUGCUGCCAUAUCAACGACGCCCUCUAAUUUAUUAAAUUUUAAUCCAUGCCAGCAGGUUGCCAAAGCAGCAACAGCAUCGGCGGCGUCCCCACCAGCAGUUUCCCUACCGCCACCAACAACAACAGCAAUUAGUGCAAUAAUCAAUAACGCGACCUCUUUAGACACUGCCAACAGUAACAGCAGCAGCAACAGCAAGAGUAGCAAUCGCUGCGAAGGUGGACAGUUAAGUGAGUCGGAAAAUACCCACGACGCAGCCAAAGAGAUCACAUCAGCAAUGUUGGCAAAUCAAUCAUCGGCACUUGAUGACUCGCUGAACGACCAGCCAUUCGGUGAAUACGUUACCUUAACGGGCAGCGUCAUCCGUAGUGUCGUUCCGCCUGGUAAGGGUGUAAACAUCAACUAUAAGGUCAAUCAAGGAUACGCUAGGCCCUUCGGAGCUGCUUCUGGCCCACCAGCCGCUGCCCCCAAGUCGCCGGUUUCGUACGCGCCUCAGAGGCCAGCGGUCAACCCGUACGCCACAUUGCCGCGCACCAAUAUUGGCCAACAAGAUAAUGAAGAAAGCUUGCAAUUGCAAUAUGCGGAAGAGUGUAGGACUUCAGCUCCAAUCGGAGCGGAAUUCUUUGAAGAGGACCACGAGUUGGUAGAUGCCAAUCGGCAGAAUCGUAAUAACUUCUCUUGGCCACCACGAAAGGAAGAUAGUCCCAUUUUACCGACAGCGGCACCACUUUAUAUUGCCCCGCCAGAGACGCAACAUGUGGUGGUGAAGCCAUUGAAGUCGUGCCAACCACAAUCUGAGGAUGAAUUGACUAAAGAGCAAACGCGACCACAACCUAACGGCCAGCAGCAGCAGGGGCAGCAGUACCUUCAGCCAAACUGGCAAAGUAAGUCGGCACCUCAGUUAACAAUUGGAUUACAGCCGCCUGAAAUUGAGUCUAGUUCAGAAAGUUUUACCUCGACUUCCACAACAACGACGACUACUUCCGAAGAAUAUCAGCGCAUGUAUGCCGCCCAGGUACAAGCUUACCAAUCGCAGCAAAUGUAUGAGCAGCAAUCAGGAUCCGAGUUAGACUACCAUAUGGAUAUGGAGGUUGCCACAAUGCAACAAAACUUACAAGACUCGUCUUGUAUAAGCUCUUCUGAGUAUAUUUCUGGACGCCGUAGUGCUCAGGAAUGCGUUGAAUCUUUGGUUGCUCCAUUGAAUACGUACAAACUCAUUGAUAUGGUGCGAGAAGUAACUCCUAGUCCAGUUCCUCCACCAAGUAACCAGGGUCCUAGACAUGUAGUGUUUGUCGACGAACCAAUGACGAAGGAAAUUUCAGUAGAAGAUAUGGGAGAAAUUUUGCGAUAUGAAAAUUAUUCUAACACCAACUCGGCUUUGCAAAGCGACACCAAUAAUAUAGAAACUGAACAACUCACGAAUCAUAACAUAAGCAGUCAGAAAAGUACAAAUGAAAGCGAAACUUUUGUAAAGACGCAACGUGGUGAAAUUUUCGAGAAUCAGCGAAUUUUCCAGCCCACUCCUGAAAUUAAAAUUGAAAUCGCUCCAGUUCGGCAAAUACCACCAUCAAAAAUUCCAAACCCAGUGCCUAAGGAAUGGAUUAAUCCCAUGGUUAAAGUGUUGACCACAGCACCAGAUGUUCCGUUUCACUUAGUGGAAUGUCCAUGCCCUAAACCUUGCGAAGGCGAGUUCGUAUCCGUGGAACCAGAGAGAAAAACCGCAGAAGUUGCAGAGACUUUAGAUAUUAAAAAUAGCGAAAUUAUAGAAAUCAAACCCAUUGAAGAAGCUCCUCCUAAAGGAUCACGGCUCGCAAGUGCUAUGACCACAGCACCAGAGUGGGAAGUAGUUUUUCAGCCACCUCCUUCAGAAAUGAUUCCCCUUCCUGAAGAGACUGCGCCAUAUAUGCCGCCGCCAAUCGAUAUGAAACCAUACAUGCGUGAGGACUAUCGACCCAAAUCGCCAUUUGUAAGCGCGCUAACUACAGCACCCGAACGCCCGUUUGAGGGUCAUUUUGAUAGGGAUGUUCCCAUCCAUUUGAUUGACCUUCCUACACCCAAAGAGCAUCUAACUUUCUCUGAUGCUUUGUGUACCGCAUCCGAAAGGGCAUAUACGCCGCUCAAUCCAGAAAAUGCCACACUUAUAUUUGAGAGACAAGAAAUGGAGAGGGAGAAAAAGAAACACGAAUUUCAAGUUCUUGAUCGAGAGAAGGAACUAGGUAUCACCGCUCUUAACAGUGAGUCGAUCCAAUAUUACACGACGGCGAAGCGCGAAAACUCGCAGCAACGUAAAUCAUCCGCAUUUGCGGCAAUGCAAGCAUUCCAACCAACCCAAGAGCCACUAACUUCCAAUACUCCACGACAAUCCAUUACCUCCUUUUCCAAAGAAGAAUUUGAUCCCGAUUAUGAAAGAUAUAAUAAAGCUAAAGAGCGUAAUAAAAAACGUAUUGAUUACUACCACAAAAAAGAAGAAGAACUUCAACAACAACAAGUUGAAGAAAUGAAGAGACAGGAAACAUCAGAGACUAACACACGUCAAAUGUCCUCAUUAAGUUCCUUUACCAAACAAAGUUCUUCCUCUGAAUCCUCUUCCGCAGUCCAAACAAAGUCAAACACCACUUCUACCAGCACAUACGCCUCCAACUUAACUCAAGCUUCAAAGUCAUCGUACCAAACCAAGGCCUGUAUCGCCAUCAAUGACACAAAGAUUGAUUUGCAUGACGUUAUUGAAGAAACAAGUGAAGAGCUUGAACACUCUGAAGUGCUGUUUCCGCCACCAUCACCGCUUAGCCAUCUGCAUGGUAAAUCCGCUUCUUCCGGUUUACACAAAGCUGAUACGAUACCAAAAUAUCAACGCAAUUGGACCAUUCUGCCCACACAAAGCCCCGUCCGUACUCCAGAACCACAAGAGCUUCGUGAAAAUGUUCCACUUGCUUUUGUAGACGCUCCUGUUGCUAGUUCCAAAAGCAGCUUGGUCCAUAAACCCGUGGCACAAAUUAGCGAUUCUGCAUCUAUAUCCCACCAGCAACAACAGCAACAGGUGACAAAUGUAUGUGCCUCGCGUGGAUCGGUUACAAGUACGACAAAUAUUUUAAGUGAAACAAAGAAGCAGCAACAAUCAUCAGCGACUCAGCAGCAGUCGAGAAUAGAAUCGCAAACCAAGAAACCUGUCGUGCCCAUUAUAAUCGAAGAAAGAGUUGCACCCCAAAUAACAAUGGCUUUUCAAUCCUUAGAUGAACACUUACAAACAGACGAAUCACAAACACCAAGCCGACCUUACACGCCAUCACUGAGCAAUAAACCAGUCCCAGUAGUUCCUUUCUAUCAAACGCCGGAAGCACUCUGUUUUGACGAGUGUCCAGCAACACACGCUCGCACUUACGAUCGGCGCUCAGCUUCACCAUACCCGGACCGUGCACGAUCCCCUGCUCCGGGUCCACCACCAAACCCGUUAGCGGCUAUCCGUUCACCACGAGCGAAAGAUAAUGAGUUGUCUUCUUUGUCUCCACGUGUACUUCAAGCUGGUUCUAUUACUACCGGACAAAGCUACUUAGGGGCUCAACAGCAACAGCAGCAGCAAACUCAGAUUCUAUCGCACUAUGAACAUGCAAGCAAAACAGGGAGUGAAAGUUACACUGUGAAGCCUGAAACAGUUGAGGAACAGCAAAUUGGUGAUUACACGGUACAACGUCGUGAGAAAGAGAGCCACAAGGCCGAUCAAAAGCAAUCGAGCUUGGAAAGCCAAACAAAAAUGAAAGUUGGCGACACCCAGAUUGAAAGGAGGCGUCGAGUAACAGAAGAAUAUGAGCAUACACAAAGUGCCCGUUCUGUAGAGAUCCGUACAGGUUCAAAAACCACCACUGUCACGCCAGCCAUCUCGGCUACUGAGCGCCGUCAGUCGUACGGCAAAACCGGUUACGUUGCUAACCAAGCGCGUCGCUUAUCGGGCUUAGAGCAGGAGAUUACCAAUCUGACCAGUCAAUCACAAGCAAUUAGCGCACGCGCCGCCACUCUAACAGACACAUCAUUUCCGCAAAUAAGUUCGCCGGAGCCGGUGUCGAAAUUUCCGACUAAAGCAUUGCUACCUCCUCACGAUGAACCUAAGCGCCCCGACUAUCUAUUUUCUGCGACCCCUUAUAACAAAAUGGUUGGUCCGCCACCAGGAUUCAAUAAACCAGAACAGAAGCAACAACAGUUGUCUACCAUUCAAGUGUCAACUGCAUGUGGAGCAUCUAUGGUUUCGCAACAACAGAAAUCAUUAAGUACAUAUUCAAGCAGCAACUUCACUACUUCCACAAGCACAGCAUCAUCAUUAUCAUCGCAAGCUAAUGCCGCUAACGUUAGCAGUCUAACCAAGGCUUCUAUUACUAAUAAUAAACUAGCUGGCGCGGCAAGUGCCACGACCAGCGGCGCCAGUGCCAUUUGCCCCGUAACGGGCACAUUCUGUCGUCCCGGUCACACUUGCUGCCGACAGCAACAGUUGCAAGCGCAAACUCCUGCAACUGACGUAGUUAAGUAUAAUGACAAUAAUAAUGUAACAUAUCGGCCGAACGCUUUCACAGGUAUAACGGAUAUUAAGCCUAAUGCACAAGCUACCGCUAUUGCUGCUGACACAGCGUCAACGCAAGCGCCGCCUGCUGCUCCCGCUACUUCUGCCGCUGCGCCUACAUCUUUUCCGCCACCCAAUACCAUUGGUAACAACAAGUCUAACGCUGGUCUCGGUGGUUCCACAGGUGUAGGGGGCAAAGGUGCGUUUGGCGCCACCUCGGCUCCAAAGCGCGGACGCGGAAUCUUCAACAAGGCUGUCGGACCCGGUGUUCGCGUGCCCUUGUGCAACAGCUGCAACAUCCAGAUCAGGGGUCCCUUCAUUACGGCAUUGGGACGCAUCUGGUGUCCAGAGCACUUCAUUUGCGUCAACGCCAACUGCCGUCGCGCAUUGCAGGACAUCGGUUUCGUCGAGGAGAAAGGUGAUCUCUACUGCGAGUACUGCUUCGAGAAAUACUUGGCUCCGACAUGCAGCAAAUGCGGCGGCAAAAUAAAGGGUGACUGUUUGAACGCCAUUGGCAAGCAAUUCCACCCAGAAUGUUUCACUUGCGGCCAUUGUGGUAAACUCUUCGGCAACACCCCGUUCUUCUUGGAGGACGGCAACGCCUAUUGCGAGGCCGAUUGGAAUGAACUUUUCACAACCAAAUGCUUCGCUUGCGGAUUCCCAGUUGAAGCCGGUGAUAGAUGGGUUGAAGCUCUGAACCACAAUUAUCAUAGCCAAUGUUUCAAUUGCACAUACUGCAAGCAAAACUUGGAAGGACAAAGCUUUUACAACAAAGGUGGGCGCCCCUUCUGCAAAAAUCACGCGCGCUAAAUCAAAAUCACAUUUGCUGCACAUCUGGGAUCGCGCAUAUUACAAUACCUACAUUAAAUAAAGAAAACAAAAACGUUAAAAAUAAUAACUACUCAAAAAUGUACUUAUAAAUUAUAUUAAUUAAAAACUAAAUAUAAACAUCUACGCUAAAAUCCUCGAAAAAUAACGAAACCACAUCAAAUGAAGCUUCGCCUCAAUCUCAGCCACAGUAUCGGAACUGUUCUCUCAUAUUUUACAAAGUUUAGUUUAUGAAUCUGUUUUUAAAUCCCGAUUAGAAAUAAUAUUGUAAAUGUAAAAUUAUAACUGUAAGUAACUAAACAAGUCCCGGCGGCACGUAUGCACUAAACACGUUAGAUAUGUACGUAUGUGUAUGUGUGCAUACGUAUGAGUACAUCAAAUAGCACAAAUGCACACAUAGAACAAUUUGCAUGUGUAUGCCAAUGCGCCGGAUUGAUUAACGGUUUGCAGGCGCUCUCCAACAAGCGCCCGCAUGGCUUUGUGUGUUGAAUAGCUCGCCGAAAUGUGAAAAUGUAUCCUAUUGAGAAAUGUCAUUAUCGAUUUUUAUUAAUUGUAUUGUAAUAUGAGAGCAAAUCUCUAAAUUGUAACCCCUCUUAUCAAAGUGAAUUGUAACUGUUUUGAACUUAUUGUAAUAUAUUUUAGUUUAAUGUCUCUGAUGAAGAAGCAACCCCAAAUUAAUAUUUUUACUCAUCAGCGAAAAACAAAAAUGUUUCUAAAGCCAAUUGUAAUGAUGCCAACAAAUAAACCGCAAUUUUUUCCGAGUUCAAUAA
Messenger RNA from Anastrepha ludens (Mexican fruit fly), 8842 nucleotides. RefSeq names its product PDZ and LIM domain protein Zasp (gene Zasp52). The record is from RefSeq and is a predicted model, not a curated record. Gene Ontology annotation, biological process: heart development; muscle structure development; actin cytoskeleton organization. Gene Ontology annotation, molecular function: muscle alpha-actinin binding; actin binding. The coding region runs from base 432 to 8054 and encodes 2540 amino acids. Gene Ontology annotation, cellular component: Z disc; stress fiber; adherens junction. The transcript is spliced from 16 exons. NCBI's taxonomy places the organism in Eukaryota, Metazoa, Arthropoda, Insecta, Diptera, Tephritidae.